UUUGCUACUCUUGCUAACUCUAAGAUGUCGAAUCCCAAAUGUCCAAGAUGCCAGAGUAACGUCUACUCUGCUGAGGAGAUUUUAGGCGCUGGACAGAAAUGGCAUAAAUCAUGUUUUAAGUGCAAAAUAUGUGACACGAAGUUAGAUUCUACCAACUUUUCGGACCGUAAUGGAGAAAUUUAUUGUAAAAUAUGUUACGGGCGUGAGUUUGGGCCCAAGGGAUAUGGCUACGGGCAGGGAGCUGGCACUUUAAGCAUGGAAGGAAGCCGUCAAGACCAGCAGGAAAAUUAUGCGGCAGCCACCAAAUCAGAAUGCUUGACUUCUACGGACAGCCAACGUCAACAAUCUAAACAAACCCAGUCAUCUACGCCAAGAGAUCUUUCUCAGUAUAAGGGGAAGGAUGUCUGUCCUGCAUGUGACAAGAAAGUCUACCACGCUGAAAAGGUGGUUGGCGCUGGUUGCUCAUACCACAGAAGUUGUUUUAAGUGUUACUCGUGUUCUAAGCCUCUCGACUCCACCACCGUGACCGACAGGGACGGAGCUAUUUAUUGUAAGGGAUGCUAUGCUAAAAACUUUGGGCCUAAAGGAUAUGGUUACGGUGUCGGCUCAGGCGCCCUUCACUUGACCAAAUAA
Messenger RNA from Zophobas morio, 633 nucleotides. RefSeq names its product cysteine and glycine-rich protein 1-like. The transcript has 5 exons. Gene Ontology annotation, cellular component: cytoplasm. Bases 25 to 633 code for a protein of 202 amino acids. Lineage: Eukaryota; Metazoa; Arthropoda; Insecta; Coleoptera; Tenebrionidae. Gene Ontology annotation, biological process: actin cytoskeleton organization. The record is from RefSeq and is a predicted model, not a curated record.